Molecule: messenger RNA, 2348 nt
Organism: Branchiostoma belcheri (Belcher's lancelet)
Lineage: Eukaryota; Metazoa; Chordata; Leptocardii; Amphioxiformes; Branchiostomatidae
Product: CD5 antigen-like
Exons: 9
Coding region: 348-1988 (546 amino acids)
Cellular component (GO): membrane
Source: RefSeq, a predicted model, not a curated record
CUAAGAGGAAAGGCACAUCAAAACUCGCCAAGCGAGGCGGAUUUUAAACAAUUGAUCGCGGUUUGAAGACCUGGCAUGGUUUCAACGGACGAUUUUGUCGUUAAGGUUGGCGGUAGCUGGACUUGGUUCGUAGCCAUCGCACGUACGUGGUGUAUAUGAUAAAGCCGUGCAGUAUUAUACCCUCUACCGUAGGCGUGAUGUUGUGGGGCCCCCGAGAGUUCACGUGACGCCAUGCAACUCAACACCGCGCUAUUUGUCCUCACCUACAAAUCGUCGGCUCAGUUAGGAGGGUCUAGACUAACCCGCGGUGCACCGACCAUUGUUGUUGUUCUUCGCCGGUCGACAGAAUGGCUGUACGAGGUUGGACGUGUGUGCUUUUCGCCGCUGUAACGUUUCAACUCGCUGUUGCCGUUGUACAGAAAGUACGCCUCACUGACGGAGACUCGGAGUCCGAGGGGCGGGUUGAAGUGUACGACUCGGCCCGCUGGUUCUCUCUAUGCGGGUACGACUGGACCAUCCCCGCCGCCAGGACGGUCUGUCGGGAACUGGGCUUCGGGGACCUGCAAUUCCCCAAGUCCACGUACGGCAUGAGAACUUCGUUCUUCGGAAAGGGAAGCCAGACGAUCUAUCCCCGAGGGUUUGACUGUUUGCCAGGUUCAGCCUCUUUGUCCGAGUGCAGAGAGACAAGAGUCAGGUGUGGUCUGGGGGACGAUGUAGCGAGCGUCUUCUGUAAAGAUCGAGUUCGUCUGUCCGGGGGUGCAGUACCGCACCAGGGCCGCCUGGAGGUGCUGUUGGACGGUGUCUGGACCACCGUGUGUGGUCGGAGCUGGGGAGACCCGGAGGCACAGGUCGCUUGUCGUCAGCUUGGGUUUCCCGGCGCAGUCGACUGGAGAUGGUCGGAGGAGUACUUCCCGCAGGCGCCAGAGGGCGUCCCGACACCGCGGUACGUGCUGGCCUGUAACGGCUCCGAGCGCAGUCUGUUGAGCUGCAACAAACUACAGGUGGGAGACUGUAGCCACUCCGAGGAUGUGGGCCUGCUGUGUGAAGCUGGAGUGCGAUUGGCUGGCGGUGUCGCCCAAUCAGAAGGCCGUGUGGAGGUGUACCACAGAGGCAGGUGGGGCGUGGUCUGUGACAGAGACUGGGCCGCGCACAGGGAGGGCGCUGUCGUCUGCAGGGAACUCGGUUUCUAUGGGAACGGUUUCCACAGCAACGCCGAGAACAUUCCGUCCGUGCAGAACGGCGAUAGUUUUAGGAGCCCUGUGUGGAUAAACGGCACGCGGUGCACGGGGACUGAGGACAGGCUGAGACGGUGUGUGUUUGAGAGGGCGGCGUGGGGGCCGGGGGAGGCGGGCCGUGCAGGAUGUGGGACGGGGGAGGCUGUGGCCGUCAGAUGUAACGGUUCCAGCAAGGCAAUCUCGUUCCCGGAGUCGUACAGCAUAACUCCAACUCCCGGUACCAGGGCACCGUCUGACGAGGAUCGUGUGCCGGCGACGUUAUCGGCAGGCUCGAUAGCGGCGAUCACGGUGUGUGCAGUCAUCAUCGCCAUCUUGUUGGUGAUUCUUGUGGUUCUUCUUGUCGUCCUCCGGAGGAAAAGAGACACAACGGAGUGGUCCAGACCUCCUCCUUAUAACCCAGAGGUACCCGUGACGUCACACCCACCAAGCCCCGCCUACACGCAGGUCGCGGACCAAUCAGAGCCCGAGCAGGUGCAACUGAACCCCUCCUCCUCUGAGGUCACCUACGCCACUCCGGUCAAAACCAAGAGAAAGGCCCCUCCACCUCCAUCCACGCCACCUUGCGGAGAUGAUAGGCACUACAGUACAAUUGACGAACGUUUGAUCGACGACGAUGACCCAAAAAGUAAACAGAAGUCGGAUGUCCGGAGCAAGAGAGUUCCGGAAUACGCCUUAGUAAACAAAAAGAAUAAACAAACACGUCAUGGAAAUGACUCUGUAGCACCUUUGCUACACGAUAGCUCUAAGCGAUAAAAAUCUACACAGGGAGUAGAUAUCAAAAGAACAAGUGUUGCAUUUUCAUGGUAUUUUUUUUUUGCAAAGUACACUAAUGCUUUAUUUUUGUCCUAGCACAAUCUCUGCUACAUGACAGGCUCUCUCAUAAUUUUGUAUUAAUUGUGUGUUUGUGAAUUCAAUAGUUCUUCAUUCCUCUGCAAUACUAAAAUUUCUUCACUUACUGAUUUGAUAAUCUUUUGAUGAUGUAUAAUAAUGAUACGAUAAAAGUUAUAUCUUUUCUAAAUAUAGAAUUUUAAGUUUGUAUAGCAGCUGGCACUGCUUCAUGGCUCAAUAAAAUUUGUUACCUUUCUGUAAGAAGAAAAAAAUUAAAGACUCCAG